GCGACCUACGUCGUUGGGGCUUCGGGGGUACGUGCGCUCCUCAUCCUCCUCCUCCUCGUCCUCCUCCUCCUCCUCCUCCUCCUCCUCCUCCUCCUCCCAAGCCGACCAUUUGAUCGACGCCGUGAGGUCCGCCACACGCCUCCCAACGAGGAGGCGUCAGCGGCAUCAUCUGUGCCGAGCCUCCCUCGACUACAUCGUGGAGCGGGCGCGGUCAGCAGCCGCCCCUGCGUUCUGCGAGCGCGCAGCCUCGACAGGGGCGCGGUGAGGUCGGCCUGGGCGGCGUACGCCGUGAGCGCGGCGGAGCGCCGCAAGGACGACACCUUCCACGGCGGCACCGUCGACCUCGGGAAGGGCAAAGGCGGCGCGAUCGUGGCUUUCGCGCAGAACCAGGGCAGGCGCUAUUUCAGCGUGGAGCUGAGCAUCGAGAGCGAUGGCCUGUUGUACUCGCGCCUCCAGGGCGUCACCAAAGACACGCUGGCUCCAGGUGGCAGGGCGCUGGAUGGCAAGAACAGCAGUGGAACGCGGAGCCAGCAGGCGAGGGCUCAAAAAGUCAUUGACUCCGUGGCAGCCUGCGCGCUGGACGAGGCGACCUCCCACCCAAAGUGGCAGGCGCCCCCAGCUGACCGCGCAGGCAUCCAGAAGUUCCUGAGCAGUGCGGACCAGAGGCUGAGGAAACUCGGCGACCUGGUCGUCGCCAAGCAGGCCGCGGGCGACAGCGCGAAGGAGCAGCUGAUGGAAAUCUCGGUCAUCAAAUACCAGAAGCUAGUCACGAGGAGGCCGAAUGACCAGCUGCAGGUGCUCAGCAAGAGGCGCAAGGCCGUCAAACUUGAAGUCAUCGCCCUCGAGGCCAAGACGAACGAGCUGCGGGACGACCUCAAGGCCAAGCAGCAGGAGUUGAGGCAGCUCGAGUCCAACAUCGCCGACGUGCGGGCCGUGCUCGCCGACGGCGGCGCGGCGGACGACGAGGGCGACUGGGACACGGACGGGUUCGGCUUGGCACCGAGCUGGGAUGCCUUCCACAAGGCCGUUAUCGACAGGCGCCUGCGCAGCGAAGCACCUGGUGACGGAUUCCCAGCUUGGCCAGCGGGAGCGGUGGGGCGAUCGCCACGCUCAAGAGCCAGCUCGGCAGGCAGCGCAACCAGAGGCUUCGCCGAUCAGGUGGCCAUGGCGAAUGCGGAGCGGGCCCACCAGCAGCAGCGCCAUGCCGAAGCCGAGCAAGAGUUGGCUGCCGAGCUGGCGGAAGUCAGGAGGGUCGCCCGAGAACAAGCACUCCGCCACAACGGCGAGCAGGCGAAACUCAGGCUGGCACUCAAGGAGGAGUCAGAGCAGCUGCAGCGCAUCACCGCAGCGGAGAGCGCAGCCCAGCAGCAGCAGCAGCAGCAACACAAGGCCCUCCGCCAUGAUAUCAAGAAGCAACAAGCCGAGCAGCUCGAGUUCGCGACGCAGAUGGAGGCCAGGAUAAUCAGCCAUGACACUGCCUUCAGUCAAGCCAAGGCAGAGGCCGAAGCUGCGACCCAGCGGGCAAAUCAACUGCAUGAGCAGCUUGAGCAAGUUCGAGCGGAGCACCGGGAGAAGCCGCAACCCCAGGACAGGGUCUACCAAGACCUGCUGCGGGCAAGAGCCGAGACGCAAGAGGCAUUGCGAAGGGCCCAGCACGAGGGCGCCCAAGCGACAGCUACAGCGGGCACUCUCAAGCAGCAGCUCACCAGGCAGGAGCUGGUCAUGGAAGAGAAGUUCCAGGAGGCCAAAAAGAACCACGCCCUCGAGCUUGAAGCUGCCGCCGAAUCAGCCAGGGUCCAGGCAAUCGCCCAGGCCCAAGUGGUUGCCAAUGCCAAGGGAAAAGGGGCCCUCCCGCCGGCAGAAGCGGCCAGGCUGCAAGGGAUCGUCCAGACAGCAGCACGGCAGCAGGAGCGGCUCAAGCAGACCAAAAGCGAGCUCGAGGCAGCUGAAGCCCGCAUACACGAGCUCCAGCAGUACUCCAAGCUUGAGGCGGGCGCUGCGCAGCGUGCAGUACAAGUGGCAUACCAUGAAGCAGCGGAGCUGAGAAGCGCCAACGAGGAGCGGCAAAUCCCGCACGAGGUGCAGGCAUUGCAGUUCGCCCUGCUAAGGACUAGAGCAGAGGAGGAGGAGAUCGCGAAGGCCAGCCUGAAGGACAAGGAACUGAGCAGCUACGCGGUGCAGCUGAGCGAGCAAAGGUCCAACGCAGAGGUGCAGGGGCAGGCGCUGGAGGAGGAGCUCGCCCAAGCCCUCACCUUCAGGAUCGCCAGCAUGGAGGAGGCCUCCGCCAUGGAAGACUUCGUCAGCCAGCAGAGGACGGGCAGGGAGGAGGCCAUUCACCUCGCGCUGCAAGAAAGCCUCCAGCGCUCCAGCACGCUGCACACCGAGCUAGACGCCAUCGCUAAGAAGGAGCAGCAGGGCGCGUCGGAGACAGAGGAGCUAAAGCUGAGAAUGCAGAGCCUGGAAGCCAUUGCAGCCAGCAGGGAACGUGAACGCAAGGCCAUGGUCAACCUGUGCGCCGAGAUGAGGCAAUACGGGCAGGAGGGCUACGACUUCACCAAGAGGGCAGCUCAUCACCUCGUCCAAGGGGGCCACCUCCCAACGUCCCAAGAGUCCAUGGACGACUACCAGGAGGCCGCUGACCUGUACGAGAAAGACAGAGGAGCAGCCGAGGCAGCGACCGCCACAGCGGAGCCCCCCGUUGCGACCAAUCUCCAAACUGGUGCAGCCGAGGAGCGCCCAGCCAACAGGGGCCGCAGGCAGAGCAGCUCCUCGCCUCGGAGGCCAGCAUCAACCAGGUCAGCCAGGUCAGCAGCCCGCCAGACCGACGAAGGCGAUGCCCCCCUCAUAGAGCGUGACAGGUCCAGGAGCCCCGACAGGCCAGACCCGCACGAGGAGGCAGAAAGAUACGAGCGCGAACAAGAUGAGUUGCGCAGACAAGAUGCUGAGGAGAAAGCACAAUGGGAAGCCGUACAGAUGGAGGAGGAGCUGGAGUCCGUAGUGAGGGACCACGAGGCGAAGGAGAUCCAAAGGCGCUACUACGAGGAGGCCCCCUUGACCCAGUUCGGCACAGCGGGCGCGCAGGACUCUCGAGCGGAGGACGACGGCUCGGAGCAUGCGCCGAUGAUCUACCCCGCCAGGUCACUCACGCCCACAGUUCCAUUCGGGCAUGAUGAGCAGCGCGGCCAUGGAGGUGGAGAGGGAGCCGACAGCUUCGUAUUGACCCCCCCCCCUGCGUCCCAGCAGAACGCGGAGGCGGCAGCGGCCAGCAUCGAGAGGCAGUACGAGGGCAUCGACAUCAUGACGCGCCAGCGCACCUCAGCCGCCGCCGCAGCUGCAGCCCUCGAAGAGGCGUUUGGACCCGCGCCCGCAUUCCCAGGAGAAGACAUCAGCCAGGCCCACAAGGGUCAGCGGGUAGACUCUGGAGAGUACUCCCAGGAGUCCAGGGUCCCGAGGGGCCACGACUCCAAGCAGAUGUGCUACCGCAACGGGCAUUGGCAGUGGGAGGGCCACUCCCAAUCGCAGCAGCCAGCAUCAACAGCGGUAUCAGUCACCUGGAUCUCGAGGGGCCAACGUGACACCACCACGGCCGACACGAGGGCCGCCCGCCGCGUCUCGAGGGGCGCUAGGAGUGGAGGCAAGCGCGCGCAGCCGCAGCCUUCCGAUCAGCCCAGCGGAGUGCACGCCGCGCACGGCGCGCUGCGGAGAGCCACAGGCAUGGGGCUGGCGCCAGGCGACGACAUCGAGUACUCCCCCGAGUACGUCAAUGCAGAGAGGGCCAGGCGUGGCCGCGUCAACGUCUGCGACGACGUCGACACUACGACCCUGCACAGCAUGGCAAGGGUGGCGCUGGAGAUGUGCCCAUCGCGCGAGCUGCCGACCAGACGGACACACAUCUACACGGACGGCAGCUACAACGGCAUCCCACAUACAGCCGCCUGGGCAGUUGUCAUUGUCGACGAGUACGACGACGGGCGCAACUUACGAGGCCCGUUCGGCUUUCGGGGUUUCAUUGCUGGCAAGGUCACCGAGACUUUAGACGACAUGGCAAACAACGAGAAGGUGACGGCAUACACAGCCGAGCUCACGGCAGUACUUUGGGCACUGAUGUGGGCCCUUGGUCAAGACACCGACGCGCCCAUCGAGAUCACGCCUGACGCCCUCAACGUUAUCAACCUGGCCAAAGGCGAAGCCCAAUGCCACGUGCAUCCGAGGUUGGGGGCCGCCAUUCGCACGCUUGCAGGCCUCCUCCAACAAGCCCGACCUACCCAGUGGCACCAUAUUAACUCGCACAUCGGGCACCCUUGGAACGAGCUCGCAGAUGGGAUAGCAGAUCAAGCUUCGGCCAGCGACCUGAUGGACCCGAACAUUGCAGCAGUGCAGGCGAUCGCUCACAACAAGUUCCUUUCCUGGGAAUGGCUGCGAUCAGAGCCAGAUGCGGUCAAGGCCGCAUACCCGCCCUUGCGGAACAAAGACUUCAUCAUCGAGGCCACCCAGCCGCAGGCAGCCCCAGGAGCGAUCCAGAGGCCCAUCAGCACCACCACCAUCAAGGCUGACCUCAACGUGAAUUUGUGCACCUACAACUGCAGAUCACUCAAGGCCGCCGUCAGCUUCAAGUCGGGCAUAGGCAAGGCGGCCGGCAAAAGCAAGCAGAGCCUCUCCAAGGUCACGCACCUAGCAGCACUGUUUGCUGACAUGGGCCUGCACGUCGUCGCCCUGCAGGAGACGCAGAGCGAAGGAGACGUCCGCAAUGUAGGUGAAUAUGUUUGCUACUCAUCAGGCCACACGCAGCAGAACAGAGGAUGCGACAUCUGGCUCAACGUCUCCCAACCAAUCAGCGCGAGUGGGGCAGCGAAGUACCUAAGUGCCAAAGACACCCUCGUCCUCCACCAGCACGACAGGCUCUUGAUCAUCAAGACCCGCGUUGCAGGCACAGACAUGGUUAUCGCAUCAGCAUACGCACCCCACGAAGACUCCCACGCGGCGGAGAAGAGAGAAUUCUGGGAGUCUGCUCAGCGAUUGUCUGACAAGUACCGAGUGGACAUCUUCAUGGGGGACCUGAACGGGCGUCUUGGCGACUACGAGUCCCCAGGAGUUGGCACCAGUGGGUACCCAGAAGCGACCAACGGCAAUGGCAAGCACAUCAUCAGCUUCGCUGCCGACACCAACAUGGAGGUCAUCAACACCACGAGGGAUCCAGGCAACAACUCAUAUACGCACGUCGGAUCGAAGGGGCAGCACCACAGGAUAGACUACAUCCUGCUGAGCUCCUCGAUCGCCCCGUACGUUGCGAGCUGCAGCACCGAGCCAGGUCUGGACCGAGGCACAGCUGCACAAUACCACAUACCAGUACUAGCCACCCUCAAGUGGGCCGUCUGCAAGACCACCAAGGCCUCAGGACCGAGGCCCGACCUGACCAACUUGAACAAUGACGUCGCCAAGGCCAGCUUCAAGGAGAUUCUCAAGCAGGCCCCGAUCAUCCCCUGGGAGGUGGACGUCAACACCCACUGCGAGGAGGUCACCAGGGUCGUCAACGACGCGGCCAUCCAGGCCUUCGGCAAGGCCGCCAAGGCAACGAGGAAGCCCUACGUCACCAAGACUACCAUGGGCCUGAUCCGAGCCAGGCGCCUCACACUCCGAGUCCACCGCGCAGUGCUCAGAGGAGAAGCCCAUGACGACCGACCUGGGCGACUAGUAGCCCACGCCCAUUCUCUUCGUGCAGGCGAAGUAGGGGACUCACUCUCCCUGUGGAGCAGAGAGCGUGGCGAUGACGAUGGCACCAUCCACGACAUCCACCACUACGCGCACCUCCUCCUGAACUGGACAAUCUCGCCCAUGGUCUACGCCAUGGCCAUCCUUUCCUUCCUCACCAGGUCUGGGCCCAUCGUUGCCGCGGCCGUCGAGAAGGACCGCAGCGCAUUCCUCAGUCGGCUUGCCUCGACAGCUUCCUCCGCCUCCGCUGCGAACGACGCUGCGGUCCAGUGGAAGGCUUACCGAGACCUACUAAGGUAUGGAGGGAGGAAGGCGAAAUUCCCAGCAGGAAAGCCUAUGCGGCUCGACAAGGAUGGAGAGGUGAUCCACAACUCCCAGGACAUGGCGGACCAGGAGCUAAACGAUUUCGCGAAGAUACAGGCGGGCAAGAUCGUGACAGCGGAUGAUCUUGCCAACAAGUACAAUCACGACAGCAAGAUCAGGCCCUUCGACGGCAUGCUGGAUCUCUCCAUGGUGAUGCCCCUGGCCGUCUGCCAGGCCCAGUUCGCCGCGGCCAAGGCUGGGACGCAAGGAGGCCCCGACGGGCUCACGAACGCUGUCCUCAGGGCGGCCCCCACAGAGGCAGCGAGGCUACUGCGCCCCCUCUUCACCAAGGUGGCGACCACCGUGCGGGAGCCGCUGAGCUUCAAGGGUGGAGACCUGGUCGCAAUUCCCAAAGGAAAAGGCGACCCAAGGUACCUCCAAGCCUACCGCGAGAUCCUCUUAAACAACGUCCUGGGCAAGCACCACCACAAAUACCUAAGGACCAUGCUCAACACUACCCUCGCCAUAGCGCUGGAGGACAUCCAGGUUGGCGGCCGGCCCAAGCGAGGGGCGGACAUGGCGGUCCUAGCAGCACGCCUCUUCACAGAGAGAAGUCAGGCCCAAGGGAGGUGCUCCAUGAUAAGCUGCUACGACUUAAAGGAGGCCUUCUACUCGGUUGUAGUCCAGCUGGUUCAUGGCAUCCCAGGCGAGGAGGACGAAGUCAAGGAGGUGCUAGAGAACCUCGAGGUUCCCCUGUGGGCCCAGCCGCAGCUGGAGCACCUCAUGGCCAACCCAGGGAUACUCGACGCAGUGUUGGACGGCUCCCACCUGGCUGCCCUCAUUGCAGAAGGUUACCGCAACAGGUGGACAUCACACAGGUUCUCCCAGAACCUCAUGGCGCCGCACAAGGGCACGAGGCCUGGCGCGCCCCUGGCCGACGCGGACUUCAAUCUGCUAUUCGGCCGAGUCCACCGCAUGAUUGACAGCUACCUUGCGCAGCGAGGGCUACGCGAGCCCUGGCCCACCGUGCUCCAAGGCCUGGGCACUGCCGCCCAGGACAGGCGCCCGCGCGUCGGCCGCGUGCGCGGCUAG
Molecule: messenger RNA, 7104 nt
Organism: Prorocentrum cordatum
Lineage: Eukaryota; Dinophyceae; Prorocentrales; Prorocentraceae
Source: the annotation of a GenBank genome assembly